This is a messenger RNA of Suncus etruscus (white-toothed pygmy shrew), 6328 nucleotides long. It is a transcript of the gene NUP153, whose product is annotated as nucleoporin 153. Gene Ontology annotation, biological process: protein import into nucleus; RNA export from nucleus. The record is from RefSeq and is a predicted model, not a curated record. The coding region runs from base 1 to 5304 and encodes 1767 amino acids. NCBI's taxonomy places the organism in Eukaryota, Metazoa, Chordata, Mammalia, Eulipotyphla, Soricidae. Gene Ontology annotation, cellular component: nuclear pore. The transcript has 24 exons. Gene Ontology annotation, molecular function: structural constituent of nuclear pore.
AUGGGAAAUUGGCGCCGCGGUCGCCCCGCGUGCGACGUCACGCGACGUGACGCACGUACGCACGCGCGCGCCAGACUGGCUCGCGAGCCCGGCGCGGCCUUAGCAGAGGCGCCACAAGAGGCAGCAGGAGGCGGCGACGACGGCGGCGGCGGCGGCUUUUUUCCCCGUAACUACGGCAGUCAAUUUGGGGUGACGGAAGAAGAACCCCCCUCAAGUAGCCGGCUAGGCAGACCGUCAGUGACACACACGGAGGAGGGAGGCGGAAGUGCGGACGCUCGCUCGUGUGUGCGCGCGCAGCCCCCGAGCCGCGUACGGAGUCUCGCGAGGUCUCGCGUGGUUUGCGCCCCCACCGCGCCUCCGCCGCCACCGCCGCCGCCGCCAAGGGUCGCGUCUUCUCGCCCCUACCGCGCAAGUUCUCGCGAGAGUCCGCGGCGAGGCGAGGCCCGGCGCGGCGCGGCGCGGCGCGACUUGAGACGCGACUUGCGACGCGACUGGACUGGACGCGGCGCGCGGUCGGCUGAGGGGGCCGCGCCGCGCCUCGCUUCGCCUCGGGGGGGUCUCGGCGGGCGGGCGGGGGCGGGCGCUCGGCGUCUCCCGCCGCCUCUGCCCGCGCCCGCCAUGGCCUCCGGGGCCGGAGGAGCCGGAGGGGGCGUCGGCGGCGGCAAGAUCCGGGCGCGGCGGUGCCACCCGGGGCCCGUGAAGCCCUACCAGCCCGGCCGGCCGCAGCCCCGGGCGCAGGCGCAGCCGCAGGUGAGCGCGGGGCCGGGCGGGCGGGCGUGUGUGUGUGUGUUGCCCCUCCGCGGGCCCCGGCCGGCCGAGCGCGGAGGCCGGGACCGGAAGUGGCCGCGGCGGCGGAGGCCCGGGCGGGAUCGCGGCUCGCACGUGCGGGCCCGCAGCCGUUUUGCGGGACGGGCUCCUGCGCUCCCUCGCUCGCUCGCUCGCUCACGCACUCACACGCGUCCACUCUCGCUCGCUCGCACAUGCUUUUCUGAACCCCCUUUAUGUUUUUCUUCACAACAGGGCAUUCUUAGUAGAGUUACAGAAUCUGUUAAGAACAUUGUGCCAGGAUGGCUGCAAAGAUACUUCAAUAAGAAUGAAGAUGUAUGUAACUGUUCAACAGAUACAAGAGAGGUAGCACAGUGGUCGGAAAAUAGAGAAGGUGACCACCUCGUCUAUGCUGAUGAGGAGAACUCAAAUAUUCAUGAUGGGAGAAUCACUCCUGAGCCAACAGUCAGUAAUACGGAAGAGCCCUCAACAACCAGUACUGCUUCAAAUUAUCCAGAUGUAUUAACAAGGCCUUCUCUACAUCGGAGCCAUUUGAAUUUCUCUAUGUUGGAAUCUCCGGCAUUACACUGUCAGCCCUCUACGUCCUCGGCAUUCCCAAUUGGCAGUUCUGGUUUUUCCCUUGUGAAAGAAAUUAAAGAUUCUACCUCUCAGCAUGAUGAUGAUAACAUCUCAACGACUAGUGGGUUUUCUUCAAGAGCGUCUGAUAAAGACAUCGCUGUGACAAAGAACACUUCAGUGCCACCUCUGUGGUCCCCAGAGGCUGAACGUUCUCAUUCACUGUCACAGCACACUGCCACCAGCUCAAAGAAACCAGCAUUCAAUUUGUCUGCUUUUGGGACGCUCUCCCCUUCUCUUGGGAACUCAACCCUUAAAACAAGUCAGCUUGGAGAUUCUCCCUUUUAUCCUGGAAAAACAACUUACGGAGGGGCCGCAGCUGCUCUGAGACAGCCUAAACUGCGGAACUCACCAUACCAGGCACCAGUCAGAAGGCAGAUGAAAGCUAAGCAACUCAAUGCGCAGUCCUAUGGGGUGACCAGUACAACAGCCCGGAGAAUAUUGCAGUCUUUAGAGAAGAUGUCCAGCCCGCUAGCGGAUGCAAAAAGAAUUCCAUCUGUUGUUUCUUCUCCCUUCAAUUCACCCCUUGAUAGGAGUGUGAUUGAUGCCACCACAGAUUUUCAGGCCAAAAGAGAAAAGGUGGAUUCUCAUUACCCUCCUGUUCAGAGACUCUUGACCCCUAAACCAUUGUCCAUAGCAACAAAUAGAACGGUUUAUUUUAAACCAUCUCUGACCCCAUCUGGUGAAUUAAAGAAGACUAAUCAAAGAAUAGAUAAAAAGCACAGUAUUGGAUAUGAAAAAAAUACGACAACAGGGCAAAAUAGAGAACGGGAAAGUAGCUUUUCUUACCCAAAUUUCAGUACGCCUGCAGCCAAUGGUUUACCUUCUGGAAUAAGUAGUGGAGGUGGCAAGAUGAGGCGGGAGCGAAUACACUUUGCUGCAGCUAAAGUUCCAGAAGAGGAGGAAAUGGAAGUACCAGUAUUACCGAAAAUCUCCCUGCCCAUCACUAGUUCUUCACUCCCUACCUUCAACUUCAGUUCAUCUGUGAUCACAACUUCUUCUUCACCCAUUGCUUCUUCACAGUCAUUAACAAACAAGCAGGUACAAAUGACUUCUUCAAAUAGCACUGGCAGUCCUAUGUUUAGAUUUUCAUCUCCAAUUGUAAAGUCUACUGAGGCAGAUGAACUACCUCCAUCAUCUAUUGGGUUUACAUUUAGUGUUCCUGUUGCUAAAACAACUGAACUUUCUGGCUCUGGGAAUGAUUCAGAACCAAUUCCAAGUAGUUCAGCUCAAGAUAUACCUACAAUGAACAGUAAUAGCUGUAAGAAGCUAAGUGAAGAUUAUGAAGGCCCUUUUAAACCUGCAAAGGUUAUGAAAGAGGGAAAUAUCGUAGAUACUCAGAAGUUCUCUGGCUUUUCAUCACCGAAGACAGAGUCUUUUGCUGCUCAGCCUACCACCACAAGUCCAGUAGUUUAUACAAGACCAGCAAUAAGUAGCUUUUCAUCUAGUGGAAUUGGAUUUGGGGAAAGUUUAAAAGAUGGAUCCAUGUGGCAGUGUCAUAUUUGUCUAGUCCAGAAUAAAGUUACAGACAGCAAGUGCUUGGCUUGUCAAGCAACAAAAUUAUCAAAGGAUACUGCUAAACAGACUGGAAUUGGAACAUCAAGUAAAAAUUGCAAACCAGCUCCUUCUGCAUCAGGGACAGGCUUUGGAGACAAAUUUAAACCAGCAGUAGGAACUUGGGAUUGUGAUACUUGCUUAGUGCAAAAUAAACCGGAAGCGAUCAAAUGUGUGGCCUGUGAAACACCGAAACCUGGAACUGGUGUGAAGCGAGUCCUCACACGGCCAGUAUCUUCCGAAAGUUCUGUGACUGUGGCUACUACGUCUUUCAGCUCCACUGUGACCACUGGAACCUUAGGAUUUGGUGAUAAAUUCAAAAGGCCUGUGGGAUCUUGGGAGUGUCCAGUGUGCUGUGUUGUUAACAAAGCAGAAGAUAAUAAAUGUGUGUCCUGUAUGUCCGAGAAACCAGGAACUUCAGUACCUGCUUCAAGUAGCAGCACUAUCCCUGUUUCUCAGGCUUCUGGAGUCUUUUCAGGAUUCGAUAAAUUCAAGAAACCUGAGGGGAGCUGGAACUGUGAUGUAUGCCUUGUGCAGAAUGAAGCAUUUCGCACCAAGUGUGCAGCGUGUGAAAGUGCAAAACCAGGCACACAGUCAGAGUUGAAAGGCUUUGGUACAUCUUCCUCCUCAUCGAAUUCAGGCGCCUCAGCCUUCAAAUUUGGUCUUCCAUCGACCUCUUCUGGGCUCCCUCAGACUGUAUCAAAUACUGGAACUUUUAAAUUCGGAGAUCAGGAAGCCUUCAAAAUAGGUGUGUCAUCAGAUUCUGGUCCUGUAAACCCUGUGGGUGAAAGCUUUAAAUUUUCAAAACCAAUGGGAGAUUUUAAAAUUGGAAUUUCACCCGAUCUUAAACCUGAAGAAGCUAAAGAGAGUAAGACUGAAGUUAAUUUUAAGUUUGGAAUUCCUGCUUCUUCAAGCAACCCAUCUUCUGCAACUCCAUUUCAGUUCGGGGUCUCUAAUCUCGGGCAGCAAGAAAAGAAAGAGGAGCUGUCUAAAUCUUCAGCUGCAUCCUUCAGCUUUGGUACAGCGACUGUGAACACCACCUUGACCUCUGAGAAUCAGAGCAACUGCAGCUUUGGAACCCUAGAAACCAAGAGUGUUUCAGCAGCUCCUUUCACAUGUAAGACAUUGGAAGCCAAAAAAGAAGAAAUGCCCACUGCCAAAACUGGGUUCACUUUUGGCAAGACGGAACCUUCCCCCCUGCCACCUGCCUCAUUGUUUGCUUUGGGAAGGACAGAAGAAAAACAGCAAGAGCCUGUCACUUCUACUUCUCUGGUGUUUGGGAAAAACACCGAUAAUGAAGAACCAAAGUGUCAGCCAGUGUUUUCCUUUGGGAGUUCCGAGCAAACCAAAGACGAGAAUCCUUCAAAGUCAAACUUCAGUUUCAGUAUAGCAAAAUCAUCUGAGAAGGAAUCUGAACAGCCAACCAAGGCCACAUUUGCUUUUGGAGUUCAAACCAGUACCACAGCUGAUCAAGGUGCUGGAAAGCAAGGCUUUAGUUUUUUGAACAGCAAUUCCUCGAAUUCCAGUACAACAGCUACUUCAGCCGUUGGUGGUCUGUUUGGUGGCGCCACCUCCUCCAAUGCGCCUGGGACUGCCUUUCUGUUCAGCCAGGCCAGCAGUACAGUGAGCAGCUCUGCCUUUGGGAACUCGACAGAAUCCAGUUCAUCUCAGUCUUUGCUGUUUCCUCAAGAGAGCAAACCUGCAACCACCUCCAGCACAACUACAGCUGCCACCACCCCGUUUGUCUUCGGGUCAGGAGCCAGCACUAAUAAUACUGGAGCCUCUGGCUUUGGCUUUGGCGCCCCGACUACAUCGAGCUCUGCAGGAUCCUCCUUUGUCUUCGGCACUGGGUCUUCAGCACCAUCUGCAAGUCCAGCCUUCGGUGCUAGCCAGACCCUGACAUUUGGGCAAAGUCAAGGUGCCAACCUGCCCAAUCCUUCCGCUUUUGGGUCCCUGUCAUCAUCGACCUUGUUCUCUGCCACCUCUCAACCCCCAGCACCUUCUUUCGGCGCAGUGUCCAGCAGUAGCCAGGCGCCUGUGUUCGCGCAGCAGCCCGGCCAGUCUACCUUUGGCUCUGGAGCAGCUCCCAAUGCCAGCUCCAUUUUCCAGUUUGGCAGCAGCAGCACGACAAAUUUCAACUUCACAAACAACAACCCAUCAGGAGUAUUCACGUUUGGUGCAAAUACAAGCACACCUGCAGCCUCAGCCCAGUCCUCGGGCUCUGGAACCUCUGCAUUUAUCCAGGCUUCAGCAACGUUCACUGUGGGGUCAAAUGGGAAAAAUCUAUUCUCUUCUGGAACUUCAGUUCAUGGUCGCAAGAUAAAGACUGCUGUUAGACGCAAGAAAUAAAGGUCACAGUGGUGUUGAACAACAGUUUUAACAGCUGGUUCCCUGCUUUCACAUACUGGAUUAUACUACGUUGGGGAUGGCUGAAGUCAGAGCUGCCUAAACUUCUUUAAUUUUGGAACUGGUUCUUUUUUUUUUUUUUGGUUAUAGAAUUCAUGUCUCCCCACCUCCCUUUCAAAAAUAAUAGCUAGACUGGUGACUGAUUCUUCAGCAAAAAUGUUUUAUGAUCCAGCAAAUUACCCACUGAUUGGCGUAGGCUGGCUGAAGCCAGGAAUAAACCCACUUUGCGAAUGGCUUUGUAUAGAACCUCUUUGUCUGCACCUAUGUGCAUUGCUGUGCGUUUCUGGAACGCAUGGAAAUUGUCAUUUUAUCCGAGGAAUUCUGUAUAGAUUAGAGGACGUUGAAAUGGAUGAUUUCUCUGCCGAAUCUGUGCUGGUGUGUGUGUGAAGUGAGUGAGUUGGGUGUAUCGUGCACUAAAAUGUUCUGAUAGAGGAAGCCUGAUUACAGAAGAGUCCAUGCUACGGACUUGUUAGAUCUAGUUCCUUCUCCAUUUAAUAAUUACAUGCUAUUUCUCUAUUUUCAUUCUUCUAUCACCUGUCUUGCCUUUUUCAUUAUUUUAUUAUGAAACUUGUGUAAAUACAAUUUUGUUUCUGUACUUUUGGCAUAACUAAAUCUGUGAACUUGAAAUUUUAAUUUUGUGUUAGAGAUGUUUUUGUUGUUCGUUUAGUCUUGUCUCAGAUUUUAUUAUGUAAAUCUCAUUAUUCAAAGUUGCCUAACUCCAUUUGGAAAUCUUUAAAAAAAAUUGGGGAUUGUUAAAAUGAAUUUAUUGGCUUUUCUGAUCCAUUUUUGUUUGGACCAAAAACCAGUAUUGUACAAAGUAUUAAGCAUAUAUUUUUAUAUUUACUGAAAUGGACUGUGGUGACUUUGGAUAAUAAGGAAAAGUUUAAUAUUGAAGCCAUGUUUAUUACAGUAUAAUUAACAUGUUAAACCAUGGGAUAAAUGCCAUCAAUAAAAAAUUAUGAAAUUC